AAUUAUUGCUGGUAAUAAUUGUCAUGUAACGACAACCACAUCAAAGUAAUGACCACCAAUCGUGCAAAUUUCCAAAGAUGCGCCUGUUCUUCGACCCCGAAAACCCGGAGAAACCCAACAUACCCAAGAAAACCCGCCAAAACCCAAAUAGAAACACUACUGGAUUGCCAAGAUUGCUGCAAACGCAACAAGAACAUUACUUUACCAGAAUUCCAUCUUCAUUGCAACGAAGACCCCGACUGUACAAUCAACGCGCUCAAAUUGAACAUAUUAUCAAACCGACGCCGACGGAAAAACCCCCAAGACUCUCGACCGUCCAAGAAAUACCACUAUCUAAUGACGGAUAAAUCCACCAACGUCCCCAAAAAGGUUCUCCAACACGAUUCCUUCACCACCGUAUUAAACGUCAAAACCCACAACGCCCAAAUUAAAACAACCAACAGACCAUCCAAAGAUAAAGAAAUACCGCGUCAAGAUGUCGAAGCCGCGCUAGACGAUUCGGCGUCGUCGUCGUCGGCGUCCGUCGACACCAUCAACACCUAUUUCCUGGCGCCCCACCGGCGAUCCGAGAGGCGCUCCAAAUUGUCGACUAGACAAGCGACGAAAACCAACGGCAGGGUCAUCGCGUGGAAGGAGAACCUCAGCGGCAGAUCGACGCUGAUCGGCGGCAAACGGAGCGCCGUCACCAGCCCGUCGGAUUUCCUCUUCGUCCUCAGGGAGGUCAUCAAGAUGGACAAUCAGUUCAGGAGCGAGAAGGGGCCGGAGACGAGGCAGUCCGGGACGCAAACCGGCAGGAUUUACAGAUGGUUCGGCUGGUUCAAAUUGUUCCGGCGGAAGAAGCGACCGAGCGAAAGUAAAUCGCCCAAAGACGUGAGUUUGUACGAUUACGACGACGACGAUUUCUAAAUUAUCAAUCAAUCAAUAAAUUUCCCUAACGGAGCGGGCAUUCUCGAUAUUUUCUAGCGAUUAUUAAAGGGCCAAAUCUUACCAAAUCCCUUAUAGUUAGAAUAUAAGGAUUGUUCUUAGAUUCCAAUGAUUUGAAACGCAUUUGAAAGGCUACUUUUGAACUUUAAAGGAUGCUUUAAUAGAAUGUAAUUGAUUUCUUGAUCAACUUAAAAGAUUCUUGGAUCAAUUUGAACCUAUGAAAACAUGUAUUAUGAAACAAUUUUGGACUAAAAAUAAGAUUUAUCUUAAACCUUCCCUUAUCCCUUUGAUUCCCUAGAGCCCUUUGUUUUUAUUGUCUUUAUCAGCGGAACCUCUUUGAAAUAAACUUUCCUUCUUAAAAUCAUCCAAAUAUCCUGAAGUAUCGGGACUCAAUUAAUUAACACCCUGUAUAAUAAAACGAAAA
Molecule: messenger RNA, 1348 nt
Organism: Phyllotreta striolata
Lineage: Eukaryota; Metazoa; Arthropoda; Insecta; Coleoptera; Chrysomelidae
Source: the annotation of a GenBank genome assembly